Messenger RNA from Mercurialis annua (annual mercury), 1572 nucleotides. RefSeq names its product thylakoid membrane protein TERC, chloroplastic. Gene Ontology annotation, cellular component: membrane. The coding region runs from base 173 to 1264 and encodes 363 amino acids. NCBI's taxonomy places the organism in Eukaryota, Viridiplantae, Streptophyta, Magnoliopsida, Malpighiales, Euphorbiaceae. The transcript is spliced from 13 exons. The record is from RefSeq and is a predicted model, not a curated record.
GUGAAGACAAGCACUGUUUGUUAAACACAACACACAACCGCUAGUUUGUGAUAUAUAUAUAACUGGAAAACAAAACCAUCUCCAUCUCCUUUUCUUAUUCAUUUCCAUGGAUAACCUUUAAUUCAAUUCCCUCUAUUUCCUUCUCCAAAUUCUUCUAUCUUAUAGUCAAUCAAUGGGUUUAGCUUCAGCCAUAUACACUACCACAUUUCAACCUCCUCUCAACAAAUUUGAUCCCGUCUCCCUUAGGGUUUCACCUCCCAAGUCUACCAGAUUUCACUUGUCUCCUUCCCCCUCUUUUACAAUCCAUUUACAUAAUCACAGAGUUCCUCAUUAUUAUCACCCAAUUGCUUGCUCCAACGGCACUCAACACGACAAUGAUUUUUCCACUUCAGAACCUCCUCAUUCACUGGAUGAACCAGAUGAGAUAGAUACAACUGACCCACAUGGAGAUUAUACUACCUCUGUUAAAACUGUUGCUCUAUGUGUCUGCACUGCUGUUGCUUUUGGCAUUGGUAUUGGUUUCAUUGAUGGAGUUGGUAAAGCUUCUGAGUUCUUUGCUGGGUAUAUAUUGGAGCAAAGUUUGUCAGUGGACAAUCUAUUUGUCUUUGUGCUGAUUUUCAAAUACUUCAAGGUGCCACUCAUGUAUCAGAAUCGGGUGCUUUCGUUUGGAAUUGCAGGCGCAAUCAUCUUUCGUUUGUCAUUAAUACUACUCGGGGCAGCUACUCUUCAGAGGUUUGAGGCUGUCAACUUAUUUCUGGCUGCAAUACUCCUGUACUCUUCAUUCAAGCUAUUUGCCAGUGAAGAUGAUGACACUGAUCUAUCUGACAACUUUGUAGUGAAGACAUGCCAGAAAUACAUCCCUGUCACAUCUAAUUAUGAUGGGAAUCGCUUCUUCACGAAUCAAGAUGGCGUAUGGAAAGCCACACCUUUACUUCUCACAGUAGCAGUUAUUGAGCUCAGUGAUAUAGCAUUCGCAGUUGAUUCAAUUCCAGCUGUUUUUGGUGUCACGCGGGAUCCUUUCAUAGUUUGUAGUUCCAAUCUCUUUGCCAUCUUAGGUCUAAGGUCGCUUUACACUCUCAUUUCUGCGAGUAUGGCAGAGUUGGAAUAUUUACAGCCUUCCAUUGCUGUUGUUCUAGGCUUCAUUGGGUGUAAAAUGAUCCUCGAUUUCUUUGGGAUUCAUGUAUCAACGGAGGCAUCGCUUGGUGUUGUUGCAACAAGCCUUUGCACAGGCGUGGUGUUGAGUUUAUUAAAGAAGUCGGACUAGGCUAUCGGAGUACAGGAAAAGUGAUAACCGUGUUCCGUAAAUACUUUUUGACACAAUAAAGCAGCCGAAGUGGCGGACUUCUAUUUUCAUGUCAAGAGUUCAAACAAUCAUAGAGGAAUAGGAGAUGUUCUUUUAAGCAGGAACUCAUAAUUGAUGUUCCUUUUCAUGUAAAAAUUAUAAUUGGUUUGGAGAUGAAACCUUGAGGGAUCAUCUUGUAAGGUAUAUCUCACCAAAAAGAUGUAGUUUUUAAUGUAUUUAAAUGUAAUGUACUUAUCUGAAAUUAAUCACAACCAGUAAGUUGUUUGAAA